This is a messenger RNA of Camellia sinensis, 743 nucleotides long. The record is from RefSeq and is a predicted model, not a curated record. NCBI's taxonomy places the organism in Eukaryota, Viridiplantae, Streptophyta, Magnoliopsida, Ericales, Theaceae.
CUCUUUAAAAUUAUAUGCAGGUGUAUGUAGUCUAUGGAUGGUCAUGACCCGGAUGAAAUUUUGUUACAGAACCACCAAAUGCUUACUGCUAUUCAUAAAGGAAGUGUUGAACAAGCCAGAGCAUCUCAUAUAUACAGCUACAGACAUGGUUUUAGAGGCUUUGCAGCCAAGAUGACAGAGGACCAAGCUUCCCAACUAGCCGAGAUGCCGGGAGUGGUGUCGGUGUUUAGGAAUAACAGGAUGGCAAGCUGGCGCAAGAAAUGUGUAUAUUUAAAACCAAAAUUGGAAAAAUUGGCAGCAGAUUACUGUCCGAGAGUGAAUGUCGCAGAGGGAGAAGAAAGAAUUUUGAUGACCAGAUUGCACACUGUUGCUGACAUUUUCUGCGUUGGGUGUGGAUCAAUUUUGGGAUGGAAAUACGAGACUACCCAUGAAAAUAGCCAAAAGUACAAGGAAGGAAAAUCUGUCCUUGAGUGGUUAGUAGAUAAUUGUUUUGAUGAGUCGAAGAAAGAGAUAUUUGCUAUGAAACCAAUCUUGGAAUAAAAACAUAAAUAAAAUAAAAAAGAAAAAUAAGUUGAGGAAAUUAGAAAAGCGUAUUUUGACAACACAACUUCAACUAUGAAAUAGUGUUUUCAAAGUAUAGUUUUGAAGAGUUUUACAAUAAGUUAAUUGAGUUUUACGAUAAGUAUGAAAUUACACUUAUGGUUUUAUCUAUGAAGCACGGGUGCGGGUAUGAGUACGGUACG